UUCGUCGACGUUAAAUAAAGCUUAACGCACUAGCUCUUAACGGCGAAAUCUAGCGAGGGUCAGCGAGACGAAGAGUCGGCUAAAUCCAUGGACGAGAACAGUCCAGCACUAAAUAAGUUCCUACAAGAUGUUCUGAAGGCUCAAACCGAUUUAAAGUGGAUAGAUCAAGCACUGCGUGAUGUUAAUCGCGAGAAGGAUUGGAAGAAGAACAGUCAAAAUGUUAAUAAAUUACGCGAGAAAAGAGGCUCCGGCGAGAACUACGAAACUACACGGCAGUUGAAUAGAAAUACGUACAGAGAUGAAAAUCCUCUGGAACUUUCCCAGAGAUCGCGUUUUGAUAAUGACAUGACGUUCAAGAGGAACGUCGAUCUCGAUGACGUCGAUGCGUAUGAAAAGGGAAAGAAGAGAAAAGAGGUUCACCUUUCUCCCGCCUAUGACAAAGAAACGAUAGACGAUCAGAUUCGGAAAAACUGGUCCAAGACGAAGGAUCUUUGUUCUCUGAGCGACUGGCUGAACUCGUACAAAAACUCCGGGAACGAAAAGGAUAAAUUUGAGGAUCGAUGGAUCCACGAUUACGACGCCAGUCAAAGAAAUAGACUUAAUUCCUUGGACGGUGACAAAGAAGCAAACGCGGAAGCGGGUAACGCGUUGAUCGUGAGAAAUCAACGAGCCGAAACGAAGAAGAACGAGGCGACGUCGCUGGAAUCUCUCAGAGAAACGAUAUUAGAACUAAAAAAAAGCCUGAAUGAAACUGACAAAAAACGGCGCGAGAAUUCCAAAAAUUUGGAUACUUGGAGUGUUAAAGAAAAGCAGAGCAACAAGCAGGAACAGAAGAAGCGAACUGCUGGUGGAAGGAACAACUACCGAAAAAGCGAAAACGAUGACGAAGGAAACUUCGGCUGGUGGGAAAGUCUAGGAGCAGAAAGGUUGAAUUUAAAAAAGCGUGAGCCAAGCACCGAGGAUCUUGAUGAGAAGAAUGCUCAUCUGAAAGUGUGGAGAACGAAGAGGACUGGAGUUAAUAACGACGAUGGUAACCCGAAACUCUUUCAUAGAGCGGGGUUUGGGGACCCGUACCUUGAAGAGGACACGCUAAAAGAGCUUCAUGACCGUAAAAGACGCAGCAAAGGAACGCCGUCAGAUGAGAAACGUCAUUUAAACGAAGCUGAGGAUGGAAACAAGUCGGCAGCUGAUGAGAAAAAUUCCAUAAAAAUAUCAAAGACAUCUGGCUGCGGCGUCGCGGAUGCUUCCGGUAAAAUAGAAUCUUUGUCGAAUGAUUUGCAAGCAAGGAACGCUUUCGAACGUGAGAGCGAAUUAACGAAUAAUCCGGCAGAUACCGUGGCUUCCGACGUCUCAAAGGCGGCCACGGAUGAGAGUAAAAACACGGAAACAGGCGGAAAUUGCGAACAAUCGGAUCUAUCGCGGGAAAAUCAGAACGCGAUGGAAAACAAGUUGAUGAAGAACAAAGAAAAGGGUGAAAGUCCCGAGGGAAAUUCUUUGCAAACCUACGAAUCCACGACGAAUGAAUUGCAGGCUGCUUCGUCUACCGAAACCCCGAAUCAAGAAAAUGUCGGCUCGAGCAAGGGAGAACAGGUGAUCAAAGCCUUUGAACCUCAGAGGCAUUUGCGCGAAAACAACGAACGCGCAAAAGAAGUCGAAGAAACCGACGACGAGCACGACGAAUUGUCUUCGCAGGUGAAGAGAUCUGCCAAAGAUUCUGGAAAUAUCAAUAUCCUGGUCAAAUCAGAAAACAAGAAUCUGAUCGAGUUCAGUAACGCGGAUGGCGAGAGUAAAAAAUUACCGAACGGUGGACAAUCGCCGUUCGUGUUGAAUAUAGUUGACGUGAAGAAGAAGACGAUCGUGGAGAACGAGCAGAAAGGUGGAAAAUCGGUUUCGAUGCUUUACAACAUGAAGUUACACAAGUCACAGGUCGAUAAGCCUGUCGAAGGUGCGAAUAAACGAGAUGCAGAGCCGAGAAACGACGAAGUUCCGGUUGGUAGCGUGGUGCUUGAUUUUCGGAAGAAUAAACUUAAGGAAGUGCCAUACGAAGACACGCCCGCGUCUACGAACACGAUGAAAGAAAGGAACGUGGAUGAGAAACGACUUGAGAACUCUGCAGACCUCGACAAAGGAUCGGAACAAAGCGGCGUCAAUGAAGAAGGAACUCGAAACUGGUUCGGAGAGGCAGCUCGUAAUCAGAUGGCUAUGAACGUCGAUCACGGUGCAGCUGAGAAAUGUAAUGACCUAGGCGGAAAGGAUAAAUUUACGAACGCAGAGGGGCGGUUUAACGAUAAUAAAGAGAAGGGAGACUCCGUUCAGGGAUCUAAUAAGGAGGCAGAGCCGAACGGAGAGAAUAAAGAAGGAAGAAAUAAGAAAUAUAGAGAAAUAUUCAUAAUGACCAAUGGAAUAGAUGAUAGGAUAAUGAAUGAUAAAUAUGGUCAGAGAAGGAUAUUGCAGUAUAUGGAGUACUCUAACGACGAUGUCGAAGAUACCGAUGUGAAUUACAGUGACAAAGAGGAAGAGGAAAAUCAACAUCAGGCUGCUGCAGAGAAAAGCGACGCAGCAACACGAAGGAAAGAACGAGCCGCGUACAGCGACAAAAAGAAAGAUAAAGUGAAUCUGUUGAUUAAAGAGAAAAUCGACAAAAAGAAAAAACCUCGCCAGAGAAAAAGACGUAAUCCAAGUGUAAUCGAAUACUACGAUUACGAUAGCAACCUCGAGCAGCAGGAUCACGAAUCGUUGUCACCGACAAGCGAGCAACAGCGAAUUAAAAACAAUUAUCAAGACAAGAGCGCCAUCGAAUCCGACGCGGGACCUGGUAAUCACGCGUGCACUUCCCCAUCGAAAAACUAA
This is a messenger RNA of Bombus pyrosoma, 2850 nucleotides long. Its product is annotated as putative WEB family protein At1g65010, chloroplastic. The record is from RefSeq and is a predicted model, not a curated record. Lineage: Eukaryota; Metazoa; Arthropoda; Insecta; Hymenoptera; Apidae. The transcript has 7 exons. The coding region runs from base 88 to 2850 and encodes 920 amino acids.